This is a messenger RNA of Argentina anserina (silverweed cinquefoil), 2386 nucleotides long. RefSeq lists its product as uncharacterized. Bases 176 to 2125 code for a protein of 649 amino acids. NCBI's taxonomy places the organism in Eukaryota, Viridiplantae, Streptophyta, Magnoliopsida, Rosales, Rosaceae. The record is from RefSeq and is a predicted model, not a curated record. The transcript has 2 exons.
CCGAAAGGCUCGACUUUUAACUGAAGAUUGUUCAAGCAUUGUGGUGAUUGAGAUCAAUUUGGGGAUAAUGAAAUGAUCGUUGACUGUUGCAGUUUGGUGUCUUUGAAACCCUAAGUGUAGGGAAGGAAGGACCUUUAGUUUGAUCUAGGGGUUUAAUCUUGUAGGGGAUUGAAGCAUGGAAAGAGAGGGGAGGACGGGUCUGGAGAUUGAGGGGAGGAAAGAGAAGAAGAAAAGGCACAAGGGGAAUGGGAAGAAGGAGGGUCUCGGUGUAGAUUCUGCUUUGAUUGAAGGUCGAGUUGAUGAAAUGGGAAAGGUAAUGGAGGGGGAGAAUGGUGACAAGAAGGGUGGGGCUCAUGUGACCGGCAGGGAAGGAGUUGGUGAGGGGAAGAAAAGGAAGAGAAGGAGGGAGAUAAAGGAGGGGCUUGGUGGAGCUUCUUCUUCAAUUGAUGCUUGUGUCGGCGAAAUGGGGAAUGUAGUAGUGAAGGGCUUGAAUUGUGACAAUAAGGUUGGGACUCAUGUGAACGGCAGAGAUGGUAAGAAGAAGAAAAGAAAGAGGGAGAGGGAGAAUAAGGGGUAUGAUGCUGUGAUGAACAAUGUGAGUGAUGAAAAGGUCUUCAUGGAUGAUAUGGAUAAGACCAAUGUGGAAACCGAGGAAGAAGUUGACCUUGGUGGUGGUAGUUCAAAGAAGGGAAAGGCAAUCCGUGAGGAUGAAGAAAUGAGAGCGGCGGUAGAAUAUGAAGAUGCUGCGGAAGUGAGCAAUGAAGCAGGGGAUAUGAAGAGAAAAAAUGAGAAAUUGAAGAAGAGAAAAGUGGGUGGUGAAUUGGUACAGAAUGUCACAACUAAAGCUUUGGAGCGUGAAGUAAAAAGUCAGAGUUCCAAUGUGAAGGAGAAAAGGAACAACAGAAGUAAAUUGCUGGAGACAAUAUCUGAGAAACUGAAUGGUAAAAGCAGUGAUAGAGAGGAUAGCGACAGAGACGUGGACACUAUUGAUGUAGAUGAUGAAAAGCUAAGGAAGAAUAAGGGAGAAUCAGAACAACUUGUUGGUCUAGAGGAUAUCAACAAAUACUUGGAGACUGUUAAUUUGGAAGAUGGUAGCAAAAGGAAGAAGAAGAAUGCUAAGACAAGCAAAUGUGUUAAUGUAGAGGGUUGCACCAGGAGCACAGAGGCUGUUAUGAUGGAUGAUGGUGAGAAAAAGAACACUAGUGGUGUAGAGGCCUCACAGUCUGAUGGCCCAAGUGAUAAGAAACUAGGUCUAGUAAAAGGUAGGUUUUCAAAAGAAGAAGACAAGAUUCUAAAAGAGGUUGUUUUGACAUACAUUGAAGAACUUGGCUUAGGGGUUGACGGCCUCAACAUGGUCCUCCAUUGUAGAUCCCACCCUGAUGUCAAAAACCACCCUGGUGUCCUAAAUUGUUGGAAGGUAAUUGCUGAGGCCAUGCCUUGGAGGCAUUACAAGAGUGUAUAUUCUCGAGCCCAUACUUUAUUUGAAGGAGCUGGAGAACAGACAUGGACCCCUGAAGAGUAUGCAGAGGUGAGAAAGUUCCAUUCAGAACAUGGGGCAGAUUGGAAAAAGUUGGCUGCUAAACUUGGCAAAUAUAGGGUUCAUGUCAAGGAUGCAUUUCGUCGGUUAAAGCAGCAAAAUCAUAGGAAAGGACCUUGGUGCCAAGAGGAGUACCAGACUUUGUUUGAUUUAGUGAACAAGGAUUUGCUUAUGAGGGCCUCAGAAGAAAGGAAAACCAAGCAUGGCAUGCUGCGGGGGAAUAUAUGCUGGGAAGCAAUCAGUGACAAAUUGGGAACUAGAACCAAUGCAGUUUGCAGCAUGAAGUGGUAUAACCAACUUGUAUCACCUUUGGUUAAGCAAAAGCUUUGGGCUGAUAUUGAUGACUAUAGGCUGCUCGAUGCUCUCAGUAAGUUGGAGGCUAGCUGUAUUGAAGAUGUAGAAUGGGAUGAUCUGCUUGAGCAUAGGCCUGGAGAUGUAUGCCGGCAGCGAUGGGAUCAAAUGGUUAAAUACAUUGGUGAACAUGUGAUGGAGUCAUUUCCUGAACAAGUGGCAGUUUUAUCUAAACGGUAUCCUGCUCAUUUAAUUGAAGCGAUUGAGGUCUAUGAUAGUAAACCGGUGGCUGACUGAGGUUAGUUGGUGACUUGGUGGUAUCAAGUAGCUAAAGUACGUCACGCGAGAGAAGUCUGAUAGUUUAAACCAGUACUAGACUAGUUUAUUUAGCAAGAAAUGGCUUCUCACUUUUGCUUCUUGUUUGGGAUUAUGUGUCCAUAUGUUUCUGUGUCAAAGGUUGUAUUUGAGACGUGAUAAUCACUAGACAAUGACCUUUGUUUUGCAAUAUAUAAUAUUUUUGUACUAGAAACAAGGAGUUUCUUUGGUAUUCUUUAUUUG